AUGAAUAUUGAAUUACUUUCAACAUUUCAACAAAAUUAUCCAGAAGAAUUUGAUGGCACACUCGAUUGUGCAUCGAUGGCUGUUUGUUGUGCUUUUAAUAAAAUUGGUUCAAUGUUAGCUGUCGGUUGUUCUGAUGGUCGUCUUGUUAUAUGGGAUUUUUUAACACGUGGUAUAGCAAAAAUAAUAUGUGCAGAUUGGUCACCUAUAUAUUCAAUAUCAUGGUCAAAAAAAUCCGAUUUAAUAGCAACAUCAUCAACAGAUAAUACUGUAUGUAUUUGGUAUACAACAACAGGUCGUUGUCAUAUACGUAUAUCAUGUAUACAAUCACCAAUACUUAAAAUUCAAUUUCAUCCACGUAAUUCAUUUUAUUUACUUAUAUGUCCAAUGAAACAUCCACCUGUAUUAAUUGAUAAUAAUGGUAAACAUACAAUAGUUACAAUUGAUGAUGAAUCAAAUGAUAUUAUAUCAACAUUUGAUAGAAAAGGUGAACAUAUUAUAUUAGGUAAUAAUCGUGGUUUAAUUAUUAUUAAAAAAUUUCCGGAUUUAAAAACAAUUUCAUCAUUUCGAAUUACAACUGGUACUAAUGCAAAUACAGUUUUAAGACAUAUUGAAAUACCUCGUCGUGGUCAAUAUUGUCUUAUUAAUACAAGUGAUCGAAUAAUUCGAAUUUAUAAUUAUACUGAAAUGUUAUCAUGUGGUAUUAUUCGUGAUCUUGAACCAAAACAAAAACUUCAAGAUUUAGUUAAUAAAUCAUUAUGGAGAAAAUGUUGUUGGUCAGGUGAUGGUGAAUAUAUAUGUGGUGCAUCAUCUCGUCAACAUUCAUUAUAUAUAUGGGAAACAAUAUCGGGUAAUUUAGUUAAAAUUUUACAUGGUACUAAAGGUGAAACAUUAUCUGAUGUAUGUUGGCAUCCUGUACGUCCAAUAAUAGCAAGUAUAUCAAGUGGUGUUGUAUCAAUAUGGUCAUAUUCUCAAGUUGAAAAUUGGUCAGCAUUUGCACCAGAUUUUCGUGAACUUGAAGAAAAUGUUGAAUAUCAUGAACGUGAAUCAGAAUUUGAUAUUAAAGAUGAAGAUCAUAGUUUAGAUAAUUCAGAUUAUAUAUAUUCACCUAAUAAACGACAACGUUUUGAUAUUAAUGGUAAUAUUAAAAAAUUUAAUAAUGAUGAUAUUGAAAUAGAUGUUGUUACUGAACAACGUAUUGAAGCAUUAGUAUCAAGUGAUGAUGAUGAUAUUAAUGAUCAACUUGUUUAUUUACCAUCAGCACCUGAUAUUGAAGAUCCAGAUAUUGAUAUAACAUUAUCAAUAACAAAAAAUCAAAUAUUAACACAAAAUUUUAUUGAAACUGAUCAAAAAUAUGAAAUACAAUUACAAAUACCACCUAUUUAUGAUACACAUCCAUAUUAUGGUGGAACAAAACAAACACGAUCAAUAGGAAAUAUACCAUUAAAUAAUCAUGAUAUUAAAAAACAUGGUAGACAUCGUCGUAAAGGAUAUUAUAAUAAUAAUAAUGAUCAACAAAAUAUUUUAUUACCAAAAUCAAUUGAUACAACUGUAGUUACAAUUACAAAUAAUUCAAAACGAUUUAUAUCAACGAAUGGUAAUUCAACAAUAGUAACACAAACAUCUGAAAAUAAAGGACAACGAGGACGUUCAGCACGUCUCGAAGGAAAAAAAACAACUACUAGUCAACAUAGAUCAUCAACAGAUAAUGAUAUAGAUUUUGUACCACAUUAG
Messenger RNA from Rotaria sp. Silwood1, 1731 nucleotides. The record is from the annotation of a GenBank genome assembly. Lineage: Eukaryota; Metazoa; Rotifera; Eurotatoria; Philodinida; Philodinidae.